AUGCAACAUAUGUCUAUUUAAUUUUAAUAAGGUAUUGUUAAAUAAAAUUCUUAAAUAAAUUAUUUAAUUUUGAGUUAAUUAAAAAAUCUUUUAGAAUAACUUGUAUAAUUUAUAUAAAAUAAAAUUUAAAUACCAAUCAAUUUUUAUUUAAACUUUUUUAAUUAAUUCUUUUAAAGUUAUUUGUUUAUCUAUUAAAAAUAAAUCAUUUUUUAGAUUUUAUAACAUCAAAAUAAAGGAUAUCCUAAUCAAAAAAUAAUUUAAUAUGAACAAAACCUUCAUUCAAAAUCUAUAAAAUAAAUAAAGAAAAAAAUAUUACUUCAUUAGAUAAAAAUUAAAAAAUUAUUGAUUUAUAGAAAAAAGAUCAAAAUAGUAAUCCUAAAAUAGAAAAUAAGAAACUAAAACUAAUCAAAUAGCUUUAUUAUAAGUAUUAACACAGAUAAAGUAAUUUGA
Messenger RNA from Tetrahymena thermophila SB210, 450 nucleotides. RefSeq lists its product as hypothetical. The transcript has a single exon. The record is from RefSeq and is a predicted model, not a curated record. NCBI's taxonomy places the organism in Eukaryota, Ciliophora, Oligohymenophorea, Hymenostomatida, Tetrahymenidae.